Bombina bombina (fire-bellied toad) is the source of this 936-nucleotide messenger RNA. RefSeq names its product mucolipin-2. The transcript is spliced from 7 exons. Lineage: Eukaryota; Metazoa; Chordata; Amphibia; Anura; Bombinatoridae. Gene Ontology annotation, molecular function: NAADP-sensitive calcium-release channel activity. Gene Ontology annotation, cellular component: plasma membrane; lysosomal membrane. The coding region runs from base 97 to 936 and encodes 279 amino acids. The record is from RefSeq and is a predicted model, not a curated record.
GCAAGCUGCGUGUAACACAGGAUCCUCUCCCUCUAAUCUGUGUAAGUGACCAAUGAGCAGGAUUCAGUCUCCCCUCCCUGAAUCACUGAUCCCUUCAUGGAUAUCUCUCUGAAGUGCGUUGGCAAAGGGACUGCCCCUGCAAGUGACCCUACCUUAGCUCUUUUGAAAAUGGAAAGGGAAGAACACGCUUUAAAGGAAGAUCUCAAGUUUUACUUUAUGAACCCAUGUGACAAAUACAGAGCAAGACACCAGAUCCCAUGGAAACUACUUCUGCAGGUUUUGAAGAUAGUUAUGGUGACUACCCAGCUUGUACUAUUUGGACUGAGCAACCAGCUGGUGGUUUCCUUCAAAGAAGAGAACACAAUGGCUUUUAAACACCUGUUUCUCAAAGGUUAUACUGGCACUGAUGAAGAUGACUACAGCCGCACUGUAUACACUCAGAAAGAUCUCUACGAUAGCAUAUUUUUUGCAAUUGAUCAGUACCGACAGAUAGAGAACAUUUCACUGGGUACCGUUGGUUAUGAUAAAGAUGGCAGAACAAAAGGCUUGAAAAUCUGUAAACAACACUACCAGCGUGGUUCUAUCCAUCCCUUUAAUGAUACAUUUUACAUAGAUCCUACUGUUGAAACAGAUACAAAAAACUGUCAAACUCAGAAAAAGAUCAAUCUAAGGGCCAUCCUUAAAGAAUGGAAUGUGGUUAAGAACACAGAUGCUUAUUUGCAGGACUCACCGAAUCUUUUGAAAAUCCUGAGAGAUUACUCUGAUCUUCAACAGGAUGACAUUCUGGUCACCAUGGAUGUUGACAGCCUCUACACAGUGAUUCCCCACGUGGGUGGGGUGGAGGCUGUCAGGUCCAUGGUGACAGGUAGUAUCGAACUGCUUCCAGCCCUAAUUCAUGUUGGAUACUGGUGUAGAGAGCCUCCACAUCUGCAGUGA